UCACAAUCCCCCAUCUCCCUCCUCCACAAAAGACGCCAUGCCGUCCGCGCUCGCGAGCCAGCUCGCGAACAUUGCGUCGCUCGACGCGGACCGCUUGACGUCGCGCACUGGCGCCCCCUCAUCCAAGUCAUAUCUCUUCCCCGCUGCCGUCGCGGCUGAACACGACCUCGAUGCCGUGCACGCUCUGGGCCUCUCGGGCUUCGAGGAGCUUCUCCAGCUCGAUCCCGGGAUGGACGAGUUCGAGGACGAGCUGUUCUCCGAUACCGCCCGGCGGACGGACCGCAUGAUGCUGAGCGCCGAGGAAAAUACGGCCUUGGAUGCCAUCCUCGAGCGCUGCCUUCGCCGCCUCGGCAAGUGGAUCGGCAUCAUGGCGGGCGGCAAGUGCAUUGAGUGGCUCGUCCGCCGCUUCCGCGUGCACGAGAUGAACGCCGAAGCUCUCCUCCAGACCUUCCUCCCCUACCACGACUCUCAGAACUUUGCGCGCAUGCUCGCCAUCCUCACCUUUCCCCUGACCUCGCCAUACCACGCUCCUUUUGCGCCGCUCGUCAAGAAGGCUCAGCCCGUUCCAAGGGAAUACAUCACCAACGCUGUCAGCUCAGCUCGCGAUCCCAGCCUCCGUCUCCUUGGCAACCUCGUUGGCAGCGUCCAGACUGCCCUCGACGAGGGUGCCACUCACCGUGCCCUUCUCGCCUUUUGGAGCGCCACGCUCGUUGAUUUUAUCCAGCGCGCGCGUACCGGUGCCGGUGGGCGGAUGCCCGAGGGCGUCGUCAAGCUGUUGGUAGAGGCUUUUGUCGGCCUUCUCUCAGCUCACAAGGCCGGGCCGGAGAUUAAUGCCGCAGUCUACGCUCCCCUUGUGCUCCUCACACGUACCGUCUACCUCGCAGACGCUCCGUUUGCCGCCAUCGCAGACGCGCUUUUGACGCCCGCCACGGGUGCUGAUCCUGGUCAGCAGUUGCUGACAAUCAUCGUUGUUCUUGACCAGCGCAAGUCAUUCACCGGCUUCAGCGACGGCGCAGCCGCUCGCUUCAUGUCUAUCCCGCAGCUCAGCGGCCUCCUCAUCGCCGCGAUGGAGAAGUACGGCUUCGAGACGGCCAUGCAAGCCAUUGUUAGCGCGCUUGGUGACGACAUUGCAGAGUCCAAGGACGUGCUCCGCACGCUGGUCGACUAUACCGCUCUUCCGGUUAGCGUAGUCAAUGUACUGGCUACCAAGCUUUUCGCCGCUCCUGCGAGUGAGCACGAGACCGCCCGCGCUCUCCUCAGCGUGUUGAAGCAGCGCCACCCUCAAAUCAUCGACAACGCUGUUCUUGAGGCCGGGGCGGUCGACUCUAACCUCGCGCAGUGGUCCAGUGCCGAGACCGCUUUCGUCGACGUCCACUCGGCCGACGUCCCCGACCGCGUCAGCGGUGUAAGGGAGAUGUACGCCGUGGCGGAAGCCGCCAACCUCACCGUCUCGAACGCUGUUGCCCUCAUCAAUGACGACGAGGACCUGAAGUCGGCGCAGACCGCCAUCGUAGCACGUCUCCGCGACACUGAGCCCGCUGUCCUCGAGGAGGUUUAUGCCAAGCCUCACCUACUGCUCGCGCUCCUUGAAAGCCAGAGCUAUGUCGACAUCGUGGCACCUACGUUCACUGCCGCCAAGGUUGAGUUUGACGCCAUCAACCUUCAUCUCGCCUUCAUCGCAGCGCACCUCUGCAAACCCGAGGAGGAGCGCAAGGUCUUUGAGCAGCUCCUCCUCCCUAACCUCCUCGCAACUGAGGAACGCCGCGCUUUCGGCCCCAAGCAGUGGCCCGCGGUCACCAAGACCUGUCGCCUGCUCGACCGCGUCAACGGCAGCAUUCCGCUGGACGCUCCUAAGGAUGUGCUUGUCAAGUUCAAUCAGGAUCUCAUCAAGAAUCUGGCCGCCGCGAUCGCGUCCAGUGGCGACAUCGGUGCGCGUGUUGACAGCCUCGUCGGAACACUCACAUCGCCUCUCCGCAACGCCCGCUUCCUUGCUGCCCUUACGCUUGCGCAGCUCGUGGCUAGUGCUGGUGGCUACCAGCACGUUGUGGCUGCGCGCUCGCUUGCUGCUCUUGAGACUUUCCUCGCAGGCCAGGCUCUGCGUGAAGUCGAGGACAUCGAGGCACCUCUCGCCGACAAUCUAAUGAAGGCUGUAGUCCAGAAGCCUUCGGCGGGCAAGACUCAGCAGCGCGUCUACCUCGCGCUCUUGACCUCGGCUGUUGCCGUACCGCCCGCUCUCAAUGCAAUGAACUCUUGGCUUGGCGACGUCGACGCCUCGUCGUCCGAAGGUCAGACCCGCACGGUUGCCCAGGCACUCUACCGUUGGGCAAACAGCGCAAACCUCGCCUCAGCUGUCGCGAAGCAUCUCCUUCACUCGGUGUUCACGCAGCUGGGCGAAGACGUGCUAGUGUUCCUUGCGUCCGUGUGGACGAGUCCCGUGAUGAUCUCCACUCUCCGCCUCGCGGCUCUUCGUCACGCUGAGGCAUUCGUCAAGGCUUGCAGCGGAGCCAAAGCCACCGACUUCCAGCUCAUGAUCCCUGCGACACUCAUCGCGCUGCAGGACGAGGCGAAGCCGGUCCGCCAGGCGGCUGCCACCCUUUUCCGUGCCAUCUCGACCAGCGCCCAGUCGCCAAACGCCGACAUCUACGGCCUGGAGUCCAUUUAUGGCUCGCGCUCUGAUCUCGUCCAGCUUCUCAAGCCGUCUGACCUCACCAAGUACUUCGAGACCAUCACCAAGGCUCUCGACGAGAUGAUCGUCGAUGCUGGCCGCCUCGCCCUCGUACACGGCCAGCAGCUUGACCUUCAGAGCAAGAACGGCAAGAAGGACACCCUCUACCGUCGCGACGUUGUGGAUUGGCUCAUGUCUCAUGUACUUGGCUGGCGCGCCGACAGCGCCCGCCGCGCGCUGUUGUCAAGCCUUGACCGUGCCGUGAACAUCUCGUGUCUCCAGGGCGCACUUCCCCUCCUUGAACCCUUGCUUGACUCCAGCAAGGACGAGGACAAAUGGCUUGCGAGCCUCCCGGCGACCCACCGCACCGAGUAUCUCGAGCUCCUGUUCAACUCGUUCAACUCGCGCAACGCUGCCGCUGUCACUGUUGAGGGCGGCGAGCCGUGGAAGUUCCUUCGCACCCUUGUGGACAAGACAACCGGUUCAGGCCUCCAGCUUCGUGCCCUUUCUCUUCAGCGCAUGGCCGAUGGGCUCUUCGCCGCCCUCCGACCGCCCCAGAAGGUGGAAUACAUUGUUAAGCUUCUCCACUCGCUGCACGCGCUCUCAAUUAACGACAAGUUCGCAACUAAGGACACGCUCGCGCAGCUGCCUCUCAGUACAGUGGAGGUCAGCAGCACUAUCCAGGCGCUUCUCGAACCACUCGAGACUGCGCAUCCGCGCAGCAAGAAGGUCAAGCAGGACGAAGCUACCGAUACGACCGAGCAGGCUAUUGCCGACCUCACGGUGUUCGUCACUUCGCGUGACUGGAAGGUCCUCCCAGGCGACGCAAAUCUCAUUGCAGUGCUCAUGGGCGUGCUUUCGGCUGUGCUGUCGAAACGACAGUCGAUUAAGGAGGGAGUAGACUACCUCGAGCAAGAGGUACUCGGUGCGACGCUCGCCCAGCUCGAGAAGAUCCAGGACGCUGCCGAGAUCAUGCGCGCACGUGUCGGCAUCGAGACGAUUGUGAAGGUCAUUCGUGCCUCUUCCAACCCGCGUACAGCGCAGCGUGCGCUUCUCGUUGCAUCGGAGCUCGCGCGUCUCAUCCCAGACUCGGUGCUGCACAACGUCAUGCCCAUCUUCACCUUUAUGGGCAGCUCUGAGUUGCAGCGUGAUGACGCAUACUCGUUUGGUGUUGUCGAGAAGACAGUUGAGCGCAUUGUCCCCGUCAUGACCGCCUCGCUCAAGGACAAGGCAACCUCCAAGCAUGAGCUGUACACGCACAGUUUGGCCUUCCUGUCGAUCUUCACCGACAUGGCCACUCGCCUGCCCAAGCACCGCACGCUGCCCUUCUUUGUGCACUUGGUCAAGAGCCUCGGCAUCGACGACUUCCUAGCUCCAGUGUGCAUGCUCCUUGCGACUCGCGGCAAGAGUGCAGCCAUCGAGUUGCCUCUGUCGCUUGCGGCUGCGUUCCCUCCGUCUGCGCGCACCGAGGCAAUGCUUGAGAUUGUGAAUGAGGCUACCCGUGCCACCGAAGACGAGGAGGACGACGCGACAUUCCUCCCUGCGGGUGAACAGACAGCCUCAACGCUCCUCCUCUUGGCGGGCAACAUUGCUCGUGGCCUCCUCGGCAAGUCAUGCCCUCAGGACUCGCUGGAGAAGAUUGUGCGCGAGCUCAUCGCUCUCGCACCCGAGCUCGACGACGAUGAGGCCUCGGAGCACCUCGAGGCCGCGCUCGGCAACGCCAUGCGCCUUCUCUCGGUUGACUCGUUCCUUGAGAUCACAGCUCAGAUCCUCGCUACCGACACCGUCGCCGAUAUCAGCCGCUCGCUCGACCUCUUCGGCCAGCGUCUUGCGCUCAUCAAGCCCGAGCUCCGCCUGCGCUCCAAGUCGAUGCAGACGAUCAUCUCCACGACCGCAUCGCUCCUGGACGGUCCGAGCGCGCAGCACGCCCUGCAUGCGCUUGAGCGUGUUGUCGCAACUGCCAUCCCCUCGGAGGACUCUGCGCUUGCGGCCAUCGUCAACCCCGUUGUCAAGGCGGCGCGGGCUGCCGACGCUGAAGGUGCUGCUGGUAUCCUGACUCUUCUCUCGGCGCUCAUUCGCCGCUUGGGCUCCCGCACCAUCCCCUUCGUCCAGGCAAUCCUCGACACGUGUCUCUCGCUCAUCGGCUCUACCGAGCCUCUCACCGCCGCCGCUGCCUUUGGUGCGCUCGCUGCGCUUGUCGAGACCGUCCCGACCUUUAUCUCGUCCAAGCAGCUCGUUUCACUUCUCGGGGCUGCUGCCGCCUACCGCGGCGCGGAUGAGGCUGCGUCAGCGACCCUCAUUGCGGCUGCUGCGAAGCGUGUUCCGACAAAGACGCUCAUCCCUGUCGUUAUGGACCUCUGGAAGACUAUUAACGGCAGUGAAGCGGCGCCUACCGAGGCGUUCUUCGCCUUGCUCCGCCACACGCUUCGCAACGCGGACCGUAAGGCGCUGCCAGGUCUUACGAAACCCCUCUUCGCCUUUUUCCUCGACGUCUUUGACUUGCGCCACCGUUCCGCUGCCACGCUCGAGCCUGCGACCGUCGACCGCGUUGAGACAAGCGCGAUUAACAGCUUCCUCGAGCUCGUCACGAAGCUUUCGGACGGGGCGUUCAAGCCGCUCUUCGUGCGCCUGUACGACUGGGCUGUCGUCGACCUUUCGGCUGGCGUCGCAGACUCUCACGUCAUCUCGCGCCGCAUCGUCCUCCUGCACGUUAUGGACGGGCUGCUCGACCGCUUCCGUCACCUCCUCACGCCGUACAUGGCCACGCUCCUCCCGCUCGUGGACGAGCUGCUGGCGGCGUACAAGGAUGGGAACCUUGCCGAUUCAGGUCUCUGGACGCUCCUCCUCUCCACUCUUGGAAAGAGUAUGGAUGUUGACGAUGGCGCAUACUGGACCGAUGCGGGCUUGCUUAAGCUCCUUCCCGCACUCGUCGCGCAGCUUGCCCUCGACGACGAGGAGCUCGCAAUUGCUGCAGUUGGCGCCGACUCGCCGCCUGCUCAGAGUCUCGCCUCCCUCGCGGCUGCCACGACCUCGGAGACGACACUUAAGAAGGUCAACAGCGCCGUGUGUCUCGCCACGCGUGCUGAUAAACCCAAGGCGCGUAUGGCUGCUCUCCGCGCCCUCGACGCCAUGUGGGAGCGCCACUCGGACGAACUCAUUCAGUUUGUGCCCGAGACCGUCGCCGAGUUCCUCGCCGAGCUGCUUGAGGACGAGAACCUCGAGGUCGAGGGCCUUGCCCGCAAGGUGCUGGCCCGGAUUGAGGGCGUCACCGGUUCGCUCAAGGAAUAUCUCGAGUAAUCGCGCAGAAGCCGAGCUGAAUUUGAGCUCGCACAGGCGUCGCUGCCUGUUUGGACCCAUCUGUAAUACCAUCUAUUGCACAACAAAUAUGCAUGUAACAGCGUACAACAGUAUGAA
This is a messenger RNA of Cutaneotrichosporon oleaginosum, 6079 nucleotides long. RefSeq lists its product as uncharacterized. Gene Ontology annotation, molecular function: snoRNA binding. Gene Ontology annotation, cellular component: small-subunit processome; t-UTP complex; 90S preribosome. The record is from RefSeq and is a predicted model, not a curated record. Gene Ontology annotation, biological process: maturation of SSU-rRNA from tricistronic rRNA transcript (SSU-rRNA, 5.8S rRNA, LSU-rRNA); positive regulation of transcription by RNA polymerase I. NCBI's taxonomy places the organism in Eukaryota, Fungi, Basidiomycota, Tremellomycetes, Trichosporonales, Trichosporonaceae.